AUGGAUGACUUGCUCCAGACUCCCGGUGAUGUCUGGACUGGGCUGGUGCGCACACACGGUGCCGCAGCUGCGACGUGCCUGGCUCACGGGCAAUCUGCCCUAGUGAAGGGCAUCGAAUUCGAAGAGGAUCGCCUGGUUGCGCUCUACAACAUGAAGAAGGUCUAUGACGAGACCAGUGCAGCCUGGCUCCUUCUAUGGCAGAAUGACUCCAUUUAUGUCUUCCAUCCCGGACACGAAGGAAGUGAUCCCAAGGCAGACAACAGGUCCAGGCCCUUUUAUGGGGUGAUCAAGCUGGCUUGGGAACAGCAAUGCGCAGCGCUCUUGUUGGAGAAUGUGAAGGGGGCCCUUGAUGCCAACUACAUCCAGGAGGGCAUUCAACGCUUAGCCUGGAGCCUUCACAUGGACAUCGUCCAGACCAUCCUCAACCUGGACCGCACUUGGCCUUGCAGAAGAACGAGAUGGUGGGUCCUCAUCAAGCCGGUGGAGUACAGACUUCAUGGAGUUCCUGACCUUCCUGAUGAUCCUUUGCUCCGAGUGGUGGGGCAAUUGUUUCCCUUGUGGCCACGAUGGAGCUUGGACGAGGAGGAAGAAUUGGAGCUCACGGAUCAUGAGUUGGAAAUCCUACGAGAUCGUCGCUAUGGCAAUGACCUGAGGCAAAUCAGCCGAGAGGACGUUGUCCCAUGCUUCUUGCACAGCUACAGCAACCCUCUCCGAGGUUGUCCCUGCGGAUGCAGAUCUGUUGGAUUCAGCACCUACCGCCUUCUGCGCGAUGGGGUCAGAGGAUUCUUCAUCAUCAGCAUGGUGACGGGCAAACAGCGAUGGGUACAUCCACGUGAGGCAGCCAUCCUAUGCGGACUUGAUCCAAGGAUGCAAUUUCCCAAAGAUCUUCGAGCCGGACUGUGUCUUGUGGGGCAGUGCGCAUCACCCAUUCAGGCUGCCUGGAUGGGAUCGCAUCUGAUUGAUGCAAUGCAGGCUACACAGGGCACUCCACAACAGAUGCUCCUCCUCUACAAGAUGUGGCUCCUUCGACAAGCCCAUGGUUUGGUGCCGAAAAGAGCACUGGCACCACUACGCCUGCGGGAUGAGGAGGAAUGCACAGAGAUUGACAUGCAAUUGGGUGGUUCGACCACGGUCAUUGACGUGUUGGAGGCAGAGAAGCGACUUCAAGGAGGUGGCUAUCUUCUGAGCGUCAUGGAUCUGUAUGGCAAACUCCCAGAGGGUUAUGACAUCACUCAGGGAGCAGUUGCAGGAUUACUUGAUCUUCAACACCGACCAAAAAGGCAGAAGAAAACGCUCGAGCUCAAGCGGAUCAUGGUCACUAUUUCUUUGAAGCAGGCAGAUGGGAGCAUUGAGGAACACAACAUGGAGAUGAUGUCGGGCACCUUCGUCUUUGAGGCCAUGCGAAACAUCCCAGGUCUUCCACAGGUCUACUACAAGCAGAUCUUUGACAACGAAGGCAAUGAGUGGAGGCUGGACGAGAGGAUUUGGCAGAACGUGACCUUUGUCCAGUAUCAUCUACACAAGGAGAUCUGUGCCUGGGGAGCAGUGAGCCCGUGUGAGAAAGGAUUGGGCAACGAAUGCAUUGACAAGUGGGCCAAACGAAUGCUCCAUGAGAUGGACCUAUUUGGCCUAUGCACAUGGAUUCCAGCCCUUCAGUGCUCGUUGCUUGUGCAUUACACCGAUGAUGUCAUGCUGAACCACUGGCUGGUGGCGGCGCUUCAUGGAACACUUCGUGGAUGUGCUGUACUACAUGGUCACUGGGUCUAUGUCGAGGUGAAGGUCACGGGCAAUAUGCUGCAAGUGAAAUGCUGGGAUGGGAUGGAUCACCAAGCCAGAAAGUUGAUUUGCCGCUUUGCAGAAGCAGCCAGAAGAAUUCUGGUCAUCCGCACUCUUGCGGUUUCCUUCAAUGCCGAGUUUUCGCAACGAGAUCGUGUACUUCCUGAUGAAGAAGAAUGGUAUGCAGCCAUGCAGACUCACAACGCAGGCAGCCUCUAUGGGCUGGGACGUCAUCAAGAAGAUGAAGCAAUUGUGUUGGAGCUGCGAGACAUCUUGCAUCACCAUGGAGUUCCGCUUGAGAAGACAGAAGAACGUGCAUGUCAUGCCAUCAAGAAGAUUGGAGAAGGACCCAUCACCACGGCACUUCGCAGCCGCAAUGCAUGGGCAUCAUUGAAGGCCUUGGGAUCGCAGCCCAAACACAACUUCUUAUGGGUGAAGCCGGAUGAGCUGGAGAAGCAAAUCAAGUUCAGAGCACAUGCAAAGUACAAAGCCUCGGUCUCAGAGAAGAAGAAGGAACCAGGUCAUGCUGCUGGACACCGGGUCAAUAUGGAUCCCAGGUCUUUGGGACUGGUGGCCGGGACUUUCGUGUCAGAAGAUGGUCGAGACCUGACUCAGCUGGACAUUGAAAGCGUGGCCGCUGACAAAGCAGGUGUGGCAUUCGGAUCGCUUGAGGACGUGGGCCCAUUCCUGAGGGAGGACAAGUCCAUCUCCAUGGAUGCCCUUGCAAUCAUUACCACGACUCCAGUGCCUCCGUCGAGCCAAGGGCUGAUGCCUGUGGUCAAUCUCCGCUUCCCGGCGAUCUACAUCCCUACGAAAGAGAUCGUGCUCAUUGAGGGAUCCCUGGUCCAGCUUGGGGACUGCUCGGUCAUCAGGAAGCAGGAUGCCAGCAUGGCUUCCAUGCAGCCGGUGGAGACCCAGACUUUUAAAGUCUUGGUUUGGCAAGAUGAGACGCAAGGCAGAUGGAAGGACUUCACAACAGCUCCGGUGAAGAAGAUCAUCGAGGUUUUGCCCAGGUUACUUCUAUGCCGUGGUGACCGAUGUGGCCCGGGCUGCAAGCGCUUCCAUGCUCCAGUGGACUGUGAGCUUGACCAGGUGGUGGUGGAUCUGUGGAAUCGAGGAUGGUAUGGUUCAAAAGGAAAAAGGGUUUCUCCGGAAGAAGCAGAGCAUUUCCAGGUCCACAUGAGGAUUCCGAGGAUCUGCACAGAAGGGCUCCAAAGCAGAUCUGGCCAAGAUGGAAUCUAUAUGGAACCCAGACGUGAGGAUGGGAAAGGCCCAGCAGAUGAGUUCACAGUCAUCUGGCUUCCGGGACUUGGAAAACAAGAAGCUUUGCACCGACUGAAGGUCAGUGACCGUGGAGUGGCUCUUGCCAGAUUCGGCAACCGUUUUGGGAUCAGAGUGUUGGGCCGCGAUGCAGAGGCUGUGCACAAAGACAUCUUCCCGGACAAGCCUUUCCAGCACGUGAAUGUCCAAUCGGUCUAUGAGUUGCGGCCGCUGCCCUAUGGCAUUCAAACUUCGGGGAUCAGAGAGCUGCUGAAACAAUGGGGAUGGAAAGCCAAGGUCCUCCAACCCUACAAGGCUGACCAGCAUGGACAAGGGUGGCUAGUUGGCGCUGAGACCCCCCCGCCGAUGAAUGUCUUCCAGACGAGCAAUGGCGAUGUCUUAGUGACCAUGCACAAGCGACAGACCCCGGAGAAGGCCGAACAGACAAUUUUGGCACCCACCAAGACCAAGUCCUUCCUGAAGAAAGCACCAGCUCGUCCCAAUCGAGACAUUGAGAAUGACAAGGAGAACAUCAUGCCAUGGAGUGGGAUGGAUCCAUGGGGAGGCUACAACAAAUUUCCAGAAGGACAAGAUCAUGAUGUACCGAUGGCCAGAACUUCCAAGAUGGACAGACUUCAUCAUCAGGUACAUGAGGUGGUUGAAAGCAGUCUCAAGGAUGCCACAGAGCAAAGAUUCUUGCGACUCGAGACUGGCAUCACGGAGCUGCGAGAACAGAAUCAGAAGUUCGAGACCUGGUUUGGGGAGGCGGGGCAAAGCACAGCUGCGCUUAGGGCGCCGGGUCACCACAGGGCGAAGAUUUGGAAAGCUUUGGUUCUCCUGUGCUCUCUUUUUGCAGGAGCUCAAGCAGAUGUACAAACCUCUUCUAUGGGGACGGAGAUGAAGCAUGAGGGUGGCAUCAUCUCUGAACUUCACACGUUUGAAGAUGUCAAGCAGACUGCUGAUCUCAGGACCGUCCACACGGGAAGUGAUCGUUUUGCAGUUCUCACGCACAGCUUCACAGACCAGUUCCUGGAGUUUUUGAGACAACGCCAGCAGGCGGUUGAAGCUGCAAAUCAGAUUGCAGCAGAAGAUGCAGACAUUGAUGAUGAUGAUUGGGAGGAGGAAUCCCUGGGAGAUCGCACAGAAGGUGAUGUGACUAUUCUCCAAAAUCUUGGGGGAGAACGGCAAUGGAGGUUCUUCCGCCCUGAUCCGUUCCGCUUGGGGCGAAGUACUACGUUGCAAGUUCAUGUACAAGCACAUCAUACGUUGCAAGAUGUGGAAUUACAAAUCGUCCAACACUGGCCUGACCUGAGAAAUCCUGCAGCCAGAUGGAAACUUCAAAUGGUGCAUGGCUCUGUGGAUGCAUCCGUGUAUCUUGAAGCAGGGCAUGAGGCUUUCAUCGUGGAAGUGAACCAGGAUCUCCAAGUUGGACAAGUGCCCAUCAUGUUUGAGUACCAGUACUGGGAUGUCACACAGAAUCGGUUCUAUGGGAUACUUGAAUCCAGAGUACAUUCCCACCUGAUGAGAGGAAUUUCACUCAUGUUCAGGGAUGUGACAGGACAUGAAUGUCAUGCACGUCCUUGCUUUUCCAACCUGAACGGAAGUCCGUUGGAAGCCUUUGAAGAGUACACUGUUCAGAGCGGGGAUUACAUUGUUGUCAGUGGAAUCAGUACCUCGCGGGAAACGAUCCGCAUUCUUGGAUUUUGGAGCCCAUAUGCCACAGUGCGUGAGGUACCUUUGACGCAAGCAUUCUCACGUAAUGUCGGCCAAACUAUGAUGACUGAACUUGUCUCAUUUGAAAAAGGUCAGGCCAAUGCCGCGCUUCUUCAGCGCAACAUGGUGAAGGUGCAUCAUGACCUACAAAGAACAACCAAUGCGGAUCAACUACGGCCCGGCACCAUCUUGAUGAUUGCUCCUAUGGAUGGAUAUGAUCCUCAAGAAGUGCACCCAGUACGGAUGACAGAGGUCCAAGGACACGGCGCAGCUUUGAGUUCCCGCUUCUUAUCGAAGCGUUGGUGGAAGCAAAUAUGCUUGAGCACAGCUGGGACGGCAAGUGAGAUUCGUGCUCCGAAUGCAUCAGCUUCAGAGAGGAGGAAGAGGAAAUAUGGACGAGGACGAGAUAUUACUCAAAGCUUCAUGCCCUUCAACAAGGGAAACACAAUGCGAAGAAUGCGGCCGCCCACCAGCACUCUUUUCCUGAUGACUGCUUUGGUGUCCAUGAUGUCCCUUGGCGGAGCCAUGCGGGGCUCCACUGCCAAUUCGCGCUCGCUCAACGCACUCGGGGACAUGGUCCGGCGUAUUGAGAUUGGAAUGUCUCGAGGAGGACCUCGCUAUAUCCUUGGUGACUUCAAUCAUGAUCUUGAGGCACUACGAGGAUGGGAAGUUCUCCAAAGAGCGGGAUGGCGAGAUGUGCAACAAUUGGCCCAUGAACUAUGGGGUCAAGACUACCGCAUGACGUACAGGGACUCCUCCAUCACUGAUCAUGUAUUGGUCUCUCCGGAGUUGAUUCCCUACAUAGUGGAGGUUCGAUGUUGGAGCUGGUUUGCCGACCAUAUGGGACUCGGAGCUUGCCUUGACGUUCCCAUUGUCAAGCUGCAACAAAACGCCUGGCCACUGCCAGCUGAAAUUCCUUGGCAAGCAGUUCGAUAUGAAGACUGGAGACAAGCACAUCAUUCUCUCCCUCAAACGGCAGAUUUUGGUAUUGAUUACAGAGUUCAACACUGGGCCAGAUCUUAUGAGAAUAGCCUGGGUGGAUACUUUGAUACUGCAGUUGGUUCUCUGCCUACUUCCUGCCGUGGAAGAUGCCAACAAUCUGAACCAGUUCAGCGAUCAGUGGAAUGCCCUCUCGUCAAGCCGUCACGCCCAGGCGAGGUUCAGAUGAAAACUGACCUGGUAGGGCGGGCAGUUCACAGAUGGUUUCAACAAUUGCGACGACUGCAGAGCAUGGUUCAUGCUAAGAAUGCAGACAAGAACACCCCGGAAGCAAUUGAAUAUCGAUGCUCCUUGUGGAGGGCUAUCAGGACAGCCAGAGGAUUUGAUGGAACCUUUGAAGUUUGGUGGAGAACAAGACCCACUCAAGCUGCCGGCCUACCGGUGGACUUUCCACAAGAGCCACCUACCGCUGCUUUUUGUCGGGCCAUCUUUGAGGACUUUUUGAUCAACUACAGAAACUUUGAAUCAUGGCAUGUUCGACAUCGCAGGAAGUUGCUUACUGCCCAAUAUCAAGCCAACACCAACAAGAUCUUUGAGGUGACGAGAAAAGAACCAAGAGGUGGAGUGAACUACCUGGAAAAAGUCACAGCAGCAACCGUCCUCGGCAGCAGUGCUGAAACUGGUCAAGUUCAUGUUGAUCUUGGGCAUACUCUUCAAUUGCCUGCAAACCUACAUGUCAUGGAGCAGGUCAUUCCUAUCAGUGCGCAGGAUGACCAAGUCCUCACUAUAGAUGGUGAAUGGAUCUUUCAGGAUGGAAUCGAGGUGGAUAUCGUGGAACAAGCCUCGACCACUCAAAAGCUGCACCAACAAUUGGUGGAUUUCUGGAAAGCUCGGUGGUGGAAAAAUCCAUUACCAAAACCUGAAGAGUGGGAGCGUAUCAUCAACUUUGCAAAGGCAUUCCUACCGCCUGGCAGUUUAGCACAUGUGGACAUCUCCACGGAAUCUUGGAAUGAGAUCAAUCGGCGCUAUGGACCACGUGCAGCCCGAGGACCUGAUGGCCUUAGCCACAUGGAUCUUCGGAUGAUGCCCUGGCAAUAUCAAGAGCAGUUGGUGGACAUCUUGAAUCACUGCGAGAGAGAAGAGUAUUGGCCUGAAGUCUGGAGAACUGGCUUUGUGCACUCUCUAGAGAAGAGGGAGGGAGCUUCCAAAGUCAAUGAAUUUAGGCCAGUGAUCAUCUACUCUGUCAUCUACAGGUCGUGGGGAUCGUUAAGAUCAAAGAGGUUCCUCCAGUUCCUGUCGAAACUGGUUGAUGAGAAACAAUUGGGAUUUAUGCCUGGCAAAGAGGUGGCGGAAAUCUGGAUGCUACUGCAAGGACUCCUUGAACGAAGUGUGCAAGAAGGAGAAGAACUUCUGGGCUUUGUCACAGACAUCAAGAAAGCUUUUGAGUCAUUGCCCCGAGAGCCCAUUUUUGCAAUUGCUCGUCAUCUGGGACUCCCAGACAAGCCGAUGCGUUUGUGGAAACACUUCUUAGAUCACACAUCAAGACGUUUCCUGGUGAGAGGUGAGGCGAUUUGGCCGAAGGCAUUCUAUGGCGUCUCCAUCUGUACACUUGGCUGGGGACACAUUAAGACUCUUCGCACCGAGGCAAUGAAAGCACUGGGAUUUCAGAUGGCUGGCGCUUCGCCCGGACUCCGCUUGGGGCUGCUAUGUCAUGAACAAUGUGACCCUGGAUUCUUCCAGGUUUGGCAAGUCCUCACUACAUUCCGACGGAUGGUCCAAAAAAGACCUCUGUUUGAGCAAAUGUGGAAGGAGUACAUGGACCACUUUGAUGGCACGACCAAGCAGGGCCCUUUUGCUAAAAUGCUGGAGGUGUGUCAACAACUACGCUGGUCUAUAGAAGUGCCGCGGAUUGCCGACGCUGAUGGGUGCUGGCAUGACUGGAUCAGCAUGAAUGAGAAAGUGCUCUAUGAACUUGUGAAGGAUGCCUGGGCAUGGAAAGUGUUUCGAGAAGUUCAGAAACGCAAAGACCUUGAAGGCCUUCAAGGGAUCGAUAGAAGGGUUCUACUGCAAGCUCAUGCUCGAGUACGCCCGCAUCUUUUGAGUUCCAUCUUGAGGCUGCAGGAUGGAACUUUUAUCGAACCUUCUCAACAUGCCAAGUAUGACCUGAGCAAGUCAGCUCAAUGUGGACUUUGCGGAGGCGCUUUGGGAGGUCUUGGACAAGAUAUCGAUCGAGCUGAGCUGCGAGCGAUCAUUGCUGCUGUUCAGUAUGCAGUGGAUAUCCAAAGAAACACAGUGGUUUGGACAGACAGCACAUUUGCAGCAGAAGGUUUGGUUCGGCUUUUACGAGAUGGAGAUGAUCUUCCUGAUGGUCAUUGUGCUGAAGAUUGGAUUGAGCUUCAAGGGCUUCUUUGUCAUCGUGAUGUUCAGAUUUGGGUUCAUCAUGUACCCGGACAUGCACACUGGGUCAAUCAAGAUGCCGACGUCGACAAUUGGGCAGCGCGUUGGAAUGAUCGAGCAGACAGGGAAGCCAAUAUGGCUAUGAAGAUGCAUGGAGAGGAACUACUGCGACUUCAUCAACAACUUUGGGAACAUCAUGAAGGAGAACUUUCUGAUGUAUGCGCACUACAAGCACUUCACUUGGACAUUUUAGAGAAACCACAGCAGAUCCAACAGGAUGAUGGUCACCUUGACACGGGAGGGGAUGAAGGCCAAUAUGACUUGCGGGUUGAGCGUGGUUGCCCCGCAAGUCAUUCUCCGUUAGUUGGCCUUCCCAAUCUAGAUGAUGCCCGUUGGGAGACGAUUCUGGGAUCUUUUGGACAGACCUUUGUGGUGAACUUUGUCCAGGUGAUUCGAAGCUGGGAGGAGGAUGCCAGUGCGGUUACCUGCAAGCUUUCCUUCUUGGAGAUCGCAGUAUUUCUAGCCACAGAAGGCAAGAGAUGGAUUCCGAUGCCACAUUCGACCCAACCGGGAUGUUGGCAAGAUCGAGAUGCGUUCAACUUCAACGAGCCGAACCUGGGUGCGCUGGUCAGGCUUGCAAAAGCCUUCCUACGGAGCAUUGAUCGGCGCUUUUCCCUUGAGAUCAGAUGGUGCAAGGGCAUCAAUCUGAAUUUUUUAGGUUUGUGCACACCCCUGGAUGGCUUAAUUCUGGCCAUCCCAGGAGGUGUUGCAGAACGGUCUAUGGACCACCUGAAGGGUUUCACCAGGCGCAGACCCAUUCGAAAAGCCAACGAUUUGGCUAGGCCAUUCCGCGCCUGA
Molecule: messenger RNA, 8943 nt
Organism: Cladocopium goreaui
Lineage: Eukaryota; Dinophyceae; Suessiales; Symbiodiniaceae
Source: the annotation of a GenBank genome assembly